UUAAAGGUGUGUGGGUAAGUUUGUCAUGUGUACACGUAUGUAUUAAUAAAAUAUUCAUUACACUGACUAGGUUUCAAUUCGUCCCUGAUAUAAAAUAUAAAAGUUUCUGGUAAAAAAAAAAACUGAAGGUGAUGGUUUGAAUCGAUUUCCUGUCAGUGUCAAUUGACAAUUAUAUUAUUAUAUUAUUGUGUUAAUCAAUAGUUGGGUUAAUUAUUUUGAAUAUUUAAAUAAUAAUGGACGGCAAUAAGGAUGAGGCGGAAAGAUGCAUAGAAUUGGCGGAAAAAUACCUGAGGGAGAAACGCUUCGAUGAUGCUGACAAAUUUGUCAGGAAAGCUAUAAAAUUGUACCCUUCGAAAAAAUAUGAAGAAUUGCUGAGCAAGAUUUCAUUAUUAAACAAAAGUAGUAAAAAAAGUGAACAACCCGAACCAGAAGUACGUAAGAGACAGACUGCGAACAACAAAGAAUCUAGUCAAGCAUCAACCGGUGAUUACAGCAAAGAUCAAUUCGAGCACGUCAAGAGAAUCCAAAAGUGUAAAGAUUACUACGAAAUACUCGGAGUUACUAAAGAAGCAACAGAUAGUGAAAUUAAAAAAGCUUACAAAAAAUUAGCAUUACAAUUACAUCCAGACAAAAAUAAAGCUCCCGGUGCUUCUGAAGCAUUCAAAGCAAUUGGUAACGCAGUAGCAGUACUAACAGACGUAGAAAAACGUAAACAAUAUGACUUAUACGGUUCGGAUGAAGAGAGACUGCAGUCAGCCCAAUCACGGUCAGCUCACACUCAUUACAAUUACACCCGAGGUUUCGAGGCAGACAUCACCGCUGAAGAAUUAUUUAACAUGUUCUUUGGCGGCGGGUUUCCUCAGCAAGAAUUCUACAUGCGACGAACUGGCGGCCGAUGGAUGAGACAAAAUAAUGCACAAGCGCAGCAUACUCACACACAACAAGCCAAUGGUUACACGGCAUUUUUACAAAUGCUUCCGGUUCUAUUGUUAAUUGUCUUAACUAUGAUGAGUAGUUUUUUCAUAUGGGAUCCGUUGUAUAGUUUGCAUCCUAAUUCGAAAUAUUCUGUUCAAAGACAAACACAAGAGAUGAAAGUACCUUAUUAUGUUAAAGAAAAUUUUCAUAGCGAAUAUCAAGGAAGUCUCAGACGUUUGGAAAUUUCUGUUGAAGAAGAAUACGUUAAUAAUUUAAGGCAUGCGUGUUAUCGUGAGAAAAAUUAUAAGGAUUCAAUGGUAUGGAAAGCCAGAAAUUUUGGUGAUGCUGAGUUAUUCCAAAGGGCUAAGAAUCUAGAGACUCCUUCUUGUAAGCGAUUGCAGGAAGUGCAGGCAGCAUAACUGAUUUUUUUUUAAUUAUAUUAAAUUUUAAAAUAUAAAAAAUAAAAAGGCAUUUUCUUUAUUAUUUAUUAAUUGAUUAGUUGGAUUGGUUUACUGUAGAUAGAAUAUGUAAAUUAUAUUUGCGUGCAAAUUCACGACUUUGUUACGUUGACAUCACGCUAUUUUAAAUUAAUAUUGUACUAAUAUAACGAUUUAAUAAAAUUAUAGACAUAUA
Messenger RNA from Microplitis demolitor, 1548 nucleotides. RefSeq names its product dnaJ homolog subfamily B member 12. Lineage: Eukaryota; Metazoa; Arthropoda; Insecta; Hymenoptera; Braconidae. Gene Ontology annotation, molecular function: Hsp70 protein binding. Gene Ontology annotation, biological process: cellular response to misfolded protein. Gene Ontology annotation, cellular component: endoplasmic reticulum membrane. The record is from RefSeq and is a predicted model, not a curated record. The transcript has 6 exons. The coding region runs from base 234 to 1334 and encodes 366 amino acids.